AUGUCUACCAAAAUCAUUCUUGUUACCGGCGGUGCCGGUUACAUCGGCACCCACACCGUUCUUCAGCUUCUUCUCGCCGGUUACAAAGUCGUCGUCGUAGAUAAUCUCGAUAAUUCUUCCGCCAAAUCCAUCGACAGAGUCAGGUCUCUCGCCGGUAAAUUCGCCGGUAACCUAUCAUUUCAUAAGUUUGACCUGCGGAACCGAGAUGAAUUGGAGAAGAUUUUUUCUUCCACAAAGUUUGAUGCGGUCAUACAUUUUGCUGGCCUAAAGGCAGUAGGUGAAAGUGUGCUGAAACCAAUGGUGUACUAUAACAACAACUUGAUUGGGACAAUUGUUCUAUUUGAAGUCAUGGCCGCCCACGGAUGCAAGAAGCUUGUGUUCUCCUCUUCGGCCACUGUAUAUGGUUGGCCGAAAAAAGUCCCUUGUACCGAAGAGUUCCCUUUAUCCGCAGUAAACCCGUAUGGACGAACCAAGCUUUAUGUCGAAGAAAUUUGUCGUGAUAUCUACCAUGCAGAUUCAGAAUGGAAAAUAACACUGUUGAGAUACUUCAACCCAGUUGGUGCUCAUCCUAGUGGUCAUAUUGGUGAGGAUCCUCGCGGAAUUCCUAACAACCUCAUGCCGUUUGUUCAGCAAGUUGCAGUUGGCAGACGCUCCGCAUUGACAGUUUUUGGAACAGAUUAUAGUACAAUUGAUGGAACUGGAGUUCGUGAUUAUAUUCAUGUUGUUGAUUUAGCAGAUGGGCACAUUGCUGCAUUGCGUAAACUAGAUGAUCCUAAAACAGGUUGUGAGGUUUUCAACUUGGGAACAGGAAAGGGAACAUCAGUCUUCGAGAUGGUUACAGCUUUUGAAAAGGCCUCUGGAAAGAAAAUUCCAGUUGUAAAAGCUGGUCGGAGACCUGGAGAUGCCGAAACUGUUUAUGGAUCAACAUCAAAAGCAGAAAAAGAACUAAACUGGAAAGCUAAAUAUGGCAUCGAUGAUAUGUGCCGUGAUCAAUGGAACUGGGCUAGCAAAAACCCUUAUGGCUAUGGUGAAUCAACAGAAUGA
This is a messenger RNA of Lathyrus sativus (Indian pea), 1044 nucleotides long. The record is from the annotation of a GenBank genome assembly. NCBI's taxonomy places the organism in Eukaryota, Viridiplantae, Streptophyta, Magnoliopsida, Fabales, Fabaceae.